AUGGCCACGCAAGCGAACGGAAUCAUAACAUUGCAUUAAAAGUCUUUUUGCUUAUCUCCAUAUCGUUGAAUUUCAGCUCUUUAACAUCACUUUUUCGAUGACGGCUAUUACAAACUACCUUUGACAAGCGGAAGCUAGGGAAAAACUAAAAUAUCUGCCGUGAAGUGCUAUGAAAUCAUGUUGCUGGUCGCUGUGAAAGCUAACAACCAGCAGCAACUAGCUAGCAAAUGGCUGUUCGGCUGUGAUGUCUGUCACCGUGCAAAAUGACAAGAAGACGAGCAAAACAGUGGAGCGGUUAGCUAACAGCAUGUGAAGAUGCCUCGUCUGGAAGAGCUGGCCAACGUUGCCCUCAGGGUGCCAAGCAUACUGGUGCUGGACCUGCUGUACAAAUGUGACAUUGAAGGUUUAACGGAUCACCUCAAGGCCAAAAAUGAAGACAUGCUCUUCAAAUACAAAUAUGUCAUCUGGAACAUGUACUACCUUGGUCAUCUGAUAAAUGUGGUGGUGUUGGUUCUGCCACUGAGGCACAUCGUGACGCUCUACCUCCAUAUCCUCGCUGCCCUUCUCCUGUACAUGGGGCAUCAGAUUUCUAAGGACUAUGUUCGUGAGGAGCUGCAGUAUGGUUAUGAAGGAGCGGUGUACCUGGACUCUCUGGCCUUCAAUAGAUUUGUCUCUGCGAUGACCAGUCAGAUUAUUCUCAGCACACUGUGUGCCUUCCUGAUGAGAACCAGAAAGGUGUGGCUGUUCUCUGCUCACAUGCUCCCCCUGCUGGCCAGACUCUGCGCCGUUCCUCAUGCCACUCUGUUAACCGUCAACACUUUGUCCAUGGGACUGACCGGAGCAGGAAUCACCAUGUUCCUCCUCUCGCACCUCUUUCUGCCAUAUCGCCUCGCAAGGGCUGCCUAUUCAGAGCUGCUGCAGCUGGAGGUGAUCGAGCUGUACAGACUUCUGGCUGUGGGAAUCUCUCUGUGGAACCAGUUUGCCGUCCCAGUCCUCUUCACUGUCUUCUGGUUUGUUCUGUUCGUCGUACAGCUGUGCUCAGACACCAUGUCUGGCAACGCCUCGGCAGGCCAUCAGGGAAUCAUGUUCUUCCUGCUCGCAAGUGUCUCUGAAUGUUGUGCCACGCCGUACUCUCUUCUGGGUCUGACGUUCGUGGUGUCCUAUCUCGCUCUUGGGCUGCUCAACCUAUGCAAGUUCUACCUGGGAGGUUAUGCAGCCGUUCAGAAUGAGAACGUCAUGCACAGAGGUGUGACCGAGGGCGUCACUCUGCUGCUGCUCGCUCUUCAGACGGGCCUGUUAGAUAUGCAGGCACUGCAGCGCACCUUCCUCCUCAGCAUCAUCCUCUUCAUCGUGGUGACUUCGACCCUGCAGUCAAUGAUAGAAAUAACAGAUCCAGUUAUUCUGGCACUCGGUGCGUCUCGCAACAGGAGUGUGUGGAAACACUUCCGUGGCCUCAGCAUGUGUCUGCUUCUGCUGGUUUUCCCAGUGUUUAUGGCUUAUAAAAUCUCCCAGUUCUUCCACAUGGACUUCUGGCUCCUUAUACUGGUGUCGAGCUGCAUGUUGACUUCCCUUCAGGUUACGGGCACUAUGCUGAUCUACUCCCUCUUCAUGGUGGAGCUGUUUCGCAGUGACCCGAUCGAGAGCCUGGACGAAGUGAUCUACUGGGUGAAUGCCGUCAGCAGGGUGCUGGAGUUUGUGGUGGCGCUCUGCGUGGUGGCGUACGGCACCUGGGAGUCGCUGUUCGGGGAGUGGAGCUGGAUGGGCGCCUCUGUCAUUAUCAUCCACUCGUACUUCAACGUUUGGCUCCGAGCUCAGUCUGGCUGGAGGAGCUUCCUGCUCAGGCAGGAAGCAGCUAAGAAGAUCAACUCCCUCCCCAGAGCCACGGCCCAACAGCUGCAGCAGCACAACGACGUCUGUUCCAUCUGCUUCCAGGAAAUGAGCUCUGCUGUGAUCACAUACUGUGGACAUUUCUUCCAUGGCAACUGUCUUCGCAAGUGGCUGUAUGUGCAGGAGACCUGCCCCAUGUGCCACCAAACCAUCCGACCCACCCCGCCAGGUCAGAGCCAGGCUUCAGGCGACACUCCGGCAGCUCCAACUCAGAGAGAUCCAGCCGCACGAGAGGGAGAUCAGAACCAGGACAACGGUACACCGGAAGAGACACAGAGCGAAGCUGCAACUCCUGAUCCCACCGAGCAGCAGGAGGAGACAGAAAGCUUUGGGGAUGGAGACUGUAGGACGGAAGAUAAAGACCAACCAGCUGAACCUCAGGGGGACGCUGCCCAAGGUCUUCGUUUCAGCUCCAGUGGAGACUUUGUUGGAUUUGUCAGCCCAGUGUCAAGCUGCUCUUCAGGGGGCAUUUCUAAUUCCCAUGUGCUGCUGAGUAAAACUCCUCCUAACAUGAACAACCAAGGUGAGGGAAGUGGGAGGGUCUCACCACUGCCAUUGACUCCUAAUGCUGUGAAUGAGAACACGGUGGAGGGCCAAUCUGACUCUAAUGGAGCAGAAUUUGAAGUUACUUUAUGUCCCAGAGUGCCACAAAGCAGCGAUGGUGAUCAUGACAGCUGUGAAGGGACACCUAAAUCAUGGAACAGCCUUGAGUCACCUGAAUCAAACAAUGCUGACAGCAGUCCUGAGGCAUCUGGUAUAAACCUUGUUGAUAGCCAAACAUUUGUCAGAUCAAGUCAUGAAAACUCAGAACUCUUAGACUGCAUUGACGUUCCUCAAACUCGUAAAGACAACGGCACCUAUUCAGAUUUGGACCUGGACAGGCUCAGAGAGGCUGAAACUGCCACUGAUGCCACCCUCUCUUGCACAAGCACAGACAAACAGUGACUGACUGCCCUGCAUCAGUGCCUUGAUGAGGUGUAAAGUGUGAUCCUCCAUACUGGGGAAUUAAGCACAUUUGCCCUCUCUGUGAACCAAUAGAAAAAAAAAAUGUAUCUUUAACCAGACAGUGUACUGAAUGUGCUUCAGUUGAGCAAAUAAAAUGGAUUGGAUAUAGAGACUAAAUUGUGUUGGGUUGUAGUGACACUUACUGUACAACUGUAAAGACAUUAUAAAAAAAUGUGGAAUUCAUAGAAAUUAUGUGUAACUAUAAAACGUCAAUAAAUCUUGAGUCAAUAUUUACCAAAUUCUAGCAGGUUACAAGUAAAGAUGUUUACUUAAAGACAUUUGAUUUACUCUCAUUUCAUUCUUUCCAGCGUCCUGGUAGCACUCUUGUUUAGCAUUUUUGUGAAAGCAACGUGGCAAAAGGAAAAGCUUCAGCAGUUGUCUUUGUUAUUCAUGAAUCAGCCUUUUGUACUGCAAAUGUUGUCUGUCUCCCAGUAUUAAAUUACUGCUGUGAACAUGUACUUUUUUUUUUUUUUUUUUACUGUAGUUUCUUUAUUAAUUAAUAAACCCCUGGCAGGUGCACAGUGAGGCUGGCAUUGUGUGCCAGAUUUAAGUAGUCUGAACAGACCAUUACUUCUGUCGC
Messenger RNA from Chelmon rostratus (copperband butterflyfish), 3472 nucleotides. Its product is annotated as RING finger protein 145. Lineage: Eukaryota; Metazoa; Chordata; Actinopteri; Chaetodontiformes; Chaetodontidae. Gene Ontology annotation, cellular component: endoplasmic reticulum; endomembrane system. Gene Ontology annotation, molecular function: ubiquitin protein ligase activity; zinc ion binding. The record is from RefSeq and is a predicted model, not a curated record.